GGUAUUUAAGUAGGAUGUUGGUGGCGACUUACUGUACCCUCAGCCAAUGAGCAGGUAUGAGAGUGAUCCACUCCACCUGAUUAAGGGUGUCUGGAGGAUAACAGGCUGGCCUUGAAACAUACUUCUUACUGUCAGAAGAGUCUGAGCUGCACACACACACUUUCUUGUUUGAGGAACAUCUGAACCACUGCAAACAACCUCUCAACAGGAUAAGGAAUGAUGUUGGGCCUAAAGAAACUCCCACUCACAGUGACCCUCUGUCUGCUGCUGCUCGCCACACUGUUACCCAGCUCUGAGGCACGGCGUGGAGGUGGUGGCUUUGGCAGAGGUGGAGGAGGCUUCGGCCGGGGCGGAGGCCGAGGCUGGGGCGGCGGUGGAGGCCAGGUCUACAGACCCGUCCAAAGCAGUGGCCCCAGUGCAGGGAAGGUAGCUGGUGCUGCUGCAGCAGGCGCCAUAGGAGGAUCACUGAUCGGUUCUGCCCUGAGCCGCCCUGGGUAUGGUGGGGGAUAUGGAGGAUACGGAGGAUAUGGAGGAUUCGGAGGAGGAUAUGGAGGAUACGGAGGGGGAUAUGGUGGAUAUGGAGGAGGGUAUGGUUACCCACGUGGUGGCUACGGCCCCCGGCCAGGCUAUGAGCCAGAGGGCUCUGGAGACAUGGAGUACUACACUGGAGCAUCAAGUGGCCCCAUCUACAGCAGCAUCAUAGUUGUCAUCGGCUCCCUGAUGUCCCUGCUGAUGGGCCACUGGGUGGCACUCAUGUAGAGCUGGAGACAGGCGCAAGCUGGGACUGAAAAGAACCCACAACCUGUUAGAAAACAGAACCACUUUUGAUUUGAAGUCAAAAGUAACCUAAGAAAAAAUGAUCCUCGAAUAAUGUAAAGCUGUUGCCAAUUCAUUUCCCCAACACUUCAGUGACCCUCCAUGAGAGCAGGAAAAGGAAUUUGACUAGUUUAACCUCCACAACUUUGUCAGUGUGACACCUUGCUUCAGAGUUGUGAGAUAACUCCAGUCUAUGAUCAACUUAAACUGCACAGUUUUCCACACUCCCAUAUCUCCCUUCAGUUUAUUUUUAUACUUCGACUGUUGUGAUGAUUUAAUGUUUUGGGGUUUUUUUGUUUUGUUUUGUUUUGUUUUGUUUUUUGCCAGGCAAUCUGUGAAGAUUAAGGAAUAAAAUAGAUGUGUAGUCAGGUUAACUCUACCUCAAGAGGUCAAGUCAGCGCCAGAGUUUAAGAGCAGCUAAGGACUCCAUACAAUAAUGCCAUGUCUCAGUAUAUCUCAAUAUAAGUAGAGAGCUUUUUAAUCCUGUUUCACAUUCUGUCCGUGUUUCAAAUGGUUAAUUGUCAUAACACUGCUUGUAUAUUUUGACCAGAAAGUACAUUGU
Acanthopagrus latus (yellowfin seabream) is the source of this 1378-nucleotide messenger RNA. RefSeq names its product acanthoscurrin-1-like. The record is from RefSeq and is a predicted model, not a curated record. The transcript has 2 exons. Lineage: Eukaryota; Metazoa; Chordata; Actinopteri; Spariformes; Sparidae. Bases 217 to 759 code for a protein of 180 amino acids.